Penicillium lagena is the source of this 3828-nucleotide messenger RNA. It is a transcript of the gene ncr1, whose product is annotated as sphingolipid transporter NCR1. Lineage: Eukaryota; Fungi; Ascomycota; Eurotiomycetes; Eurotiales; Aspergillaceae. The coding region runs from base 1 to 3828 and encodes 1275 amino acids. The record is from RefSeq and is a predicted model, not a curated record. Gene Ontology annotation, molecular function: lipid carrier activity. The transcript has 3 exons. Gene Ontology annotation, cellular component: membrane.
AUGCGGCAGUCUAGGUUGAUAGCGGCCACUAUCAGCCUGGGUUUUCUCGCCCUCCAAGCUCCCUUCGCCACCGCGCAAGGCGAAACGAGCCUACACGAAAAGGGCCGCUGUGCCAUCCGCGGUCACUGUGGGAAGCAGUCGAUCUUCGGUGGCGAGCUGCCAUGUCCCGAUAAUGAACUGGCGCAUCAACCAGAGCAGGCUGCGAGGAAGAAGCUUGUUGAUCUGUGUGGUAGCAAAUGGGAGCAGGGGCCGGUCUGCUGUCGCGAGGAGCAGAUCGACGCGCUCUCCAGUAAUCUGAAGUUGGCCGAGGGUAUUAUCGCAUCCUGUCCUGCCUGCCGAGACAACUUCUUCAACAUCUUCUGUACCUUCACUUGCUCCCCUGACCAGUCGCUCUUUGUGAACGUCACAAAAACCGAUGAAGGCAGCUCCGGAAAGACACUGGUGACGGAAUUGGAUAAUAUCUGGACUGAAGAGUACCAGAGUGGCUUUUUUGACAGCUGUAAAAACGUCAAGAAUGGCGCCUCUGGUGGCAAAGCAAUCGACUUUAUCGGCGGCGGUGCGAAAACUUACUCUCAAUUCAUGAAGUUUUUGGGCGACAAAAAGCUACUCGGAAGCCCAUUUCAGAUCAACUACCGCACACAACCCAGCGGACAGGGCAUGAAGGCUCUGACCAUUAAACCAAAAGCCUGCAACGACCCCGACAAAUCGUUCCGCUGCUCUUGUGUCGAUUGUCCCGAAGUAUGCCCUGAACUGCCAGCAGUGUCGACGCACAAAGCUUGUCAAGUCGGGCUCCUGCCAUGUCUGUCGUUCGCAGUGAUUCUCAUCUAUUCGGUGUUCCUGCUUUUCGUCAUGGCGCUCGCUAGCUACGUCACAUUCAAAGAACGUCGGUUCCGCAAACCCGAACGAGUCCGCCUGCUUCAAGACCCGGCACCAAGCGAUGAUGACGACGAGGCAGAAGUCGUGCGUCGUGGAGGCUAUAUAGAGCAACCGCAAGGGAUCUACAAACCCAAUUCUUGGCUGUCAGCGUUGUUCUAUCGCAUCGGCGGUACUUGCGCCCGGUUCCCAGGGAUCACAAUUGUCUCCAGUGUGAUUGUGGUGGCUCUACUGAGUUUGGGCUGGCUACGAUUCACCGUCGAGACGGAUCCGGUGCGUCUCUGGGUAAGCCCUUCGUCUGCGGCAGCCCAAGAGAAGGCCUUCUUUGAUGAGAGCUUUGGUCCAUUCUUCCGGGCCGAGCAAGCGUUUUUGGUGAAUGAUACCUCGGGGCCUGGUCCGUCUCCUGUUUUAGAUUAUGAGACUCUCAGCUGGUGGUUUGACGUGGAAUCCCGAGUGCGCCGCAUGAUAUCGUUAGAUCAGGGGCUGAACCUGGAUGACGUGUGCUAUAAGCCAACGGGCGAUGCUUGUGUGGUGCAGUCUUUGACCGCAUACUUUGGUGGUUCUGUGUCCAACCUCGAUCCUGAUACAUGGAAGGACCGGCUGAGGCACUGUGCGGAGUCCCCGGGAGACCCAAGUUGCCUCCCUGACUUCCAGCAGCCUCUAAAGCCCGAAAUGGUUUUGGGUGGCUAUGAGCGAACAGGGGAUAUUCUGGAUGCCCAAGCCCUUGUUGUGACUUGGGUGGUGCGCAAUUACGCCCAGGGAACCGAAGGAGAGGCCCGAGCCAUGGACUGGGAGAACAGUUUUCGCCGGAUCUUUGAUGUUGUUCAAGAAGAGGCCGUCGAGCGUGGCCUGCGUGUGUCCUUCAACGCCGAGGUCAGCCUGGAGCAAGAACUGAACAAGUCGACCAACACGGAUGCGAAAAUUGUGGUGAUCAGCUAUGCGAUAAUGUUUCUCUAUGCCUCCUUAGCCUUGGGGUCAGUCACAGUGACCUGGAAGUCUUUUUUGACCAAUCCAGCCAAUGCUUUGGUCCAGUCCAAAUUCACUCUGGGCAUUGUUGGCAUUUUGAUCGUCUUGAUGUCUGUGUCCGCCUCGGUGGGCUUGUUCUCCGCAGCGGGCGUCAAGGUGACUCUGAUCAUCGCUGAGGUUAUUCCGUUCUUGGUUCUCGCUGUCGGCGUGGACAACAUCUUCUUAAUUGUUCAUGAAUUCGAACGUGUUAACCUCAGCCACCCUGAUGAAGAAAUUGACGAAAGAGUGGCUCUUGCCAUCGGGCGAAUUGGGCCCAGUGUCUUCCUCUCUGCGCUGACUGAAACUGUGGCAUUCGCUUUGGGCGCCUUUGUAGGCAUGCCUGCUGUCAAGAACUUUGCUGCUUAUGCGGCAGGGGCCGUUUUUAUCAAUGCCAUUCUGCAAGUCACCAUGUUUAUCUCCGUUCUCGCUCUCAAUCAGAAGCGUGUGCAAAGCCUUCGCGCAGACUGUUUCCCGUGCCUGACCGUCCGAAAGGCAAACUCAUUUGGCUUCCCGGACGAGCAAGUGUACGAGGAUCAGGAGGCUGAGAGUUCCUUGCAGGAUUUCAUCCAACGCGUCUAUGCGCCAUUCUUGUUGGAUCCCCGGGUGAAGGCCACCGUUGUGAUUGUCUUCCUCGGUCUUCUAACUGCCGGUCUGGCGUUGAUCCCUGGAGUCGCCUUGGGAUUAGAUCAGCGAAUCGCCUUGCCCAGUGAUUCUUACUUGAUUUCCUAUUUCAACGACCUGGACGCCUACUUUGAUUCUGGGCCUCCUGUCUAUUUUGUUACCCGGAAUGUGAACGUGACCCAACGGCGUCAUCAGCAACAACUUUGUGGCCGUUUCACCACCUGUGAAGAGUAUUCCUUGCCCUUCGUUCUGGAGCAGGAAUCCAAGCGUCCGAACGUGUCAUAUCUCGCCGGGUCUGCUGCUAGCUGGAUUGAUGAUUUUUUCUAUUGGCUGAAUCCUCAACAGGAUUGCUGUAAAGUCAAUGGCAAGCUGUGCUUUGAGGAUCGGCCUUCCCCAUGGAAUAUAUCCCUUUACGGGAUGCCGGAAGGGUCCGAGUUCAUCCAGUACGCGGAGAAAUGGAUUGAUGCCCCUACGGACGCAUCUUGCCCUCUUGGUGGCAAGGCUCCAUACAGCAACGCUGUUGUCAUUGACGAACAACACCGCACUAUCAAUGCCAGUCAUUUCCGGACCAGCCACACCCCAUUGCACACCCAGGAUGAUUUCAUUCAGGCGUAUCUUGCCGCUCGCCGGAUCGCAGACGGUAUCUCCACUGCACAUGGCAUCGAUGUUUUCCCGUACUCCAAAUUCUACAUCUUCUUCGACCAAUAUGUCUCCAUCGUCCGACUGACGGGUACGCUGCUGGGAUCCGCGGUUGCCAUCAUCUUCGUCCUGACAUCUGCCCUUCUGGGCUCGGUUGCUACCGGGGCGGUCAUUACCGCUACUGUCGUGAUGAUUGUGGUUGAUAUUAUUGGCACCAUGGCCGUUGCUGGCGUCUCGCUCAAUGCCGUCUCCUUGGUCAAUCUGGUGAUCUGCGUAGGUAUCGGCGUGGAAUUCUGUGCGCACAUCGCCCGAGCCUUCAUGUUCCCUUCGCGGGCGAUCAUGGAAAAAGCGCCCACCAAGUUCCGUGGCAAGGACGCUCGUGCGUGGACGGCGAUGGUUAAUGUUGGCGGGAGCGUGUUUAGCGGCAUUACGGUGACAAAGCUGCUGGGCGUCUGUGUACUGGCCUUUACCCGCAGCAAAAUUUUCGAGAUCUACUACUUCCGGGUUUGGCUGGCGCUGGUCGUGUUUGCUGCCACCCAUGCUCUGAUCUUCUUACCGGUGGCUCUCAGCUAUUUCGGGGGCGGAGGCUACUCUGAUCCUGCAUCCGAUGGUGGUUUGGAGGCCAAUCUCGCUGCGCGUGGGUAUCGUUCCUUGCUGGUCGACGAUGAUUAUGAUUCGGAUGACUAUUAG